CCUGUCGCCCGGCCCGCUCGCCCGCUGUCUCCGUCGCCGUCCCAGCCCCUCGGACACGCGGUCGCAUCAUGUCUUCGCCUCCCGAGGGGAAGCUAGAGACGAAAGCCGGACACCCGCCCGCCGUGAAAGCCGGCGGAAUGCGCAUUGUGCAGAAACACCCGCAUUCAGGAGACACCAAAGAAGAGAAAGACAAGGACGACCAGGAGUGGGAAAGCCCCAGCCCGCCCAAGCCGACCGUGUUCAUCUCUGGUGUCAUCGCCCGGGGCGACAAGGACUUCCCUCCGGCGGCCGCGCAGGUGGCUCAUCAGAAGCCCCACGCCUCCAUAGACAAGCACACGUCCCCGAGAACCCAGCACAUCCAGCAGCCUCGCAAGUGAGCAGCGGGACCCAGCGCCUCCAGCAGCGGUGCCUCAGUUUCCCGAUCUUUCGUGUUUCCUCAGCAGAGAAAACCAGCAUUUUCUUCAAAAAUACUGCUCCCCUGGGAAAUCUAAGACCAAGCCAAGUGCCCCUGCCUUUGCCUUAAAUUUCUGUAUCUGAAACUACAAAGGAUCUGACCCCCCAGCCUUGUGUCCACAGAGGCCCUGAUUGGUGGCCUUUGAGGAACGUGGUUUCCCUGUAAGGGCCAGAAGCCGAACUUGCCCAGACCUAAGUCAGGGAAGUUUCCAGAGCUCAGCUUUACGUCUCUGUCAGCAGUCAUCGAAGGCCCUACGUGUGGUCCCAAAAACAAGAGGGCACACAUUUUGGGAGGAUGGGAUAGAUAAAGGCCAGAGGAAACGUCACCCACGUCGUGC
Molecule: messenger RNA, 791 nt
Organism: Lontra canadensis (Northern American river otter)
Lineage: Eukaryota; Metazoa; Chordata; Mammalia; Carnivora; Mustelidae
Gene: DAP
Product: death associated protein
Exons: 4
Coding region: 69-377 (102 amino acids)
Biological process (GO): negative regulation of autophagy; cellular response to amino acid starvation; apoptotic signaling pathway
Molecular function (GO): death domain binding
Source: RefSeq, a predicted model, not a curated record